This is a messenger RNA of Paramecium tetraurelia, 6396 nucleotides long. RefSeq lists its product as uncharacterized. NCBI's taxonomy places the organism in Eukaryota, Ciliophora, Oligohymenophorea, Peniculida, Parameciidae. The transcript is spliced from 8 exons. The record is from RefSeq and is a predicted model, not a curated record.
AUGUUUAUCAGCACUCUAUCGACUAUGCUAUUAAUGCUUUUGACCAAUUCAUCAGAAGCAAUGAUGGAUGCAACAAUGGAUUCAACAACCGAUGCAGUUGUAAUUCUUGCUGUUUCUACAGUUUUAGGUAAAGAAAACUCUACUCCUACAGGUUCCAUAGUGGGAGGCACAACAUUAUACAUGAAAGUUUAAGGAUUAGAUUAAACAGCUAGUAACAAUGCUGUAUAUAUUGGAAAGUAUCCUUGUAUUAUUUCCGAUAAGGGAGUCAACGGAUUGUUCAUGAACUGUAAAACAACAAAACCAGAUCCAGAUGACAAUAACUUAUCUAGCUUAGAAAUUGUUGUUAAGGUAUCAGGUAAACCAGACUCUGUUUGUACAUUUAGUGGUCCAUAAUGUCAUUUCACAUACUCUUAAUACUAUACACCAAAAUUAUUUUAUGUGACUCCAAGGAUCAAAUUAUCCAAGAACAUUAAGUUAUUGGAGGAGCCCAAGUGGGCUAGGGACAAUUCAUGGGAGCUAACAGAUGUGACAGAUUCACAGUUCAAGAUCAAGUAUCCAGAUGAGAUCAAUUUCUGGGAUGAUCAAGUUGUAUGUCAGGUUUCAGCUGAAAUCAAAGCUGGUUACUAUGAUUAUACUAUUAAAUCAUAAAGUGGAUAUCAAACUAAUGACGUAGGAGUUAAAUAAAAAAGAGUUUAAUCUGACAGAACAUACGACUCAAAAGUUCUUCCAAUUAUUACAGAGAUUAAUACAAAUUUCGCAUCGCCAGAAGGAUAAAUUAUCGAAAUAUCUGGAUAUGGAUUUAGUCCAAUCCCAUCUGAGAACACAGUUAAAAUUUCAGGCUAAGCUGAAACUAUUUAAGUGUUAUCAUCAACCCCAACUACAAUCAAUGCCAAAAUACCAAAACUAACUAAUUUACCUACUCUUGCUGAUGCUACUGAGAGUUCUGUUUUCAUCUAAGGAAGUGGAUUACAUUAUACUAGAUGGGAUGUUUCUGGAUUAAAUUUGAAUUGUGCUUCAUUUAGAACAUAAAUCAUUACUAACAAAGCUUAAUUAAACAGUAGAAUUUAAUUUGAUGGUAUUUAUCCAGAACCUGAUGUCUAAAAUUAAUUUGGAGAAUAUUAUGGAUAAUACUUUAGAGGUUUCUUAAAAGCACCAUUCACUGGAAAUUAUAGAUUCUAUGUUGCUUCAGAUGACUGUGCUUAAUUCUUUAUUUAAACAGCUUAAGUUAAAUAACCAAUUAGACCAGAUACUGCAACAGCUGCAAGUGGAUGGAAUCCUUAUAGAAACUAUUGGUAUGAAUAUUUGACUUAUUCCUAUAACAUCAAAUCUAUAUCUGAAACUCUUAUGAUCUCAAAUGGAGCAUCAGGCGGAUAUCUUACACUUUCUAUGGAAGUUGAGAGUGCUACUAGAAAAUCGAACUCACUAAAUAGUGUCUAUGAAAUUUCAACAUCUUACACACCAGUUAAAGAAGUGAUUGAAAUCACUUUAUAUAAUUCUGUUGGAAAUACUUUAUUAGCAGGUAAGUAUUAACUUUAAUUCACUUAUGGCACUAAGACUACACCACAAACUACUUUAUUUUACUCAUACACUACUGGAGAUAUUGUACCAAAUGCCAAUGCAAAUGCUAUUAAGAAUGCAAUCUAAAAUUGUGGAGCAGGUUAUUUAGUAACUGUUAUAGCUACUAAGUUAGAUAAUACUGGAGUUGCUUUAGAUGACACUGCAACAACGUUUGCUGGAUAUAAAUAUACAAUUACAUUUGAUUCUCAUAGAGGUACGACCAAUUAUAGAGCACUUCCAAAGUUUGUAUCAUUCUCUUUAAAUGGAGGAACUCCUGUUAAAGAUAUUGUAAGAACUCAAGAACCACUUGAUCCAAUCAGUGGAACAUUCUAGUUAACAAUGACUAUUAAUGGAAUUGACAAUUUAUUCUAAGUGUCUGCUAAUGUUUAUGAUUUACCUUUUGAUGCAUCAACAUCAUUGAUUGCUGAUAAUGUUGAAAGAAUUACUGGAGAAAGACCAUUUGUUUGGACAGUUGGAAGAGCAUAAGAUGGAUGGAAAUGGUUCGUUGUUUUAAGAUCUAAUGUUGAUUAAUUAACUGAUUUUUCAGUUUCAACCAAUGUUCUUGUUUCAGGAAAUGGAGAUGUAACUGCUGCUGUUACUAAACCCAUACCAGAUAGUACUAAUUUAUUAUUUGAACCUAUACCAAAUGAAAUACUCUUUACUUAUAGUUAACACCCUUAAGUUUAAGUUGAAGUUUAAUACCAAAUAAAAGAAAAUAAUGUUGUUGUAGAAACAGAAUAAAUUUUAGCUGGUUGCGAAUAAUUUGAAGCAUGUGAUUUCACUUUAAGUGAUGAAAAGACACCAACAUUAACAGCUUACUCUGUUAGCGGAUCUCAAUUAUCAUUAACUCUAGCACAAGGAGCUGGUUUAUCAAUAACUAAGACAGACUUAGAUAUUUCAUUUGAAGGAGCUGAUUGCACAAAUAUUCAAUUCUCCACCUUCACAUCACCUUACUCAAUCACUUGUACUUUAGAAUAAUUGAAUUCAUAAAACAUUAAGGAAACUGGUGAUAAUUAAGUGCCAGCUAUACAUCAUAAAGCUAUUGGUUUCUCUAAAGUUGAAGCAGGAGUAACUGGAGAAAAUGUUGGUUUGGUUAUAUCUUCAAUUUUACCAGCAACAGGUUCACCAGAUGGAGGUACAACUAUUACUAUUACUGGUACUGGAUUCCCUAAAAAUCUAAAUAGAGAUUUUACAUUCUAAAUUGAUGGCUAAGAUGUUCAUCCAUUAUCAAUUACUAAUACCUAGAUUAUUUUUGUUACACCAAAGAAAGCAAGUGGGGGAACUGGAGCAAUUUCUUUCUCAUACAAUUAAAAAACAGUCACUAGUAGCUUAUUUUCAUACGAUGAUGCUUUAAGAAUCUAAGUGUAAUCCUUAGAAUUCAAUUCAAAAACUCCAGUAUUCAAAGGUGAAAUGACAAUCACAGGAACCAAUUUCGGAACUGUUGUUGAUGAUAUCAAAGUUACUUUAGUUGGAUCUAAAUCUUAUAAUGCUAAAGUUAUUUCUAGGAGGAAUGCCCUGGUGACUAUAGAAGUUACUAUUACUAGAAAAAAUUAUGGUAAUUCAUAUGCCAAUUCGAAUGAUAACUUAUUUAAAUAUAUCAUUCCAGUCACUAGUGUUACCUUGGAAGAUGGCACUAGCUAAGCAAAAGGAUCAGAGGCAGGAGGAACAGUUAUUAAAAUAACAGGAUCUAACUUUGUUUUGGGAGAAACUAUUGUAUUUGUUGGUUAAGCUGUUAAUUGGAUCUGUGAAAUUGAUGAAACUAGAUUCACAAGUGAAGUCAUUUAUUGCUCUGUUCCACCAAAAUGUGAAUACUAUAACUAAUAAGCUUAGUUAGUUGUUGUAACAGUACAAGUAACUCUUGAAUCAACAUGUCUUGAUACCACAAAUAAUUGCUUAUUUACUUAUGAUAAUACAUUAAAUCCAACAAUUGAAAACUAUCCAGAAUCCAGCACUUAAUAUACAGGAUCAAGAAUUUUGACAGAGUCUGAUCAUUAAAAACCAGAUUAUUAAAAAUUAGUCUAAAGAAAGAGAUUUUUAUGGACAGAUGAAUCAAAGAAAUAAGGCAUCAAUCACAUUUUAAACCUUGGUAAAUCACCAAGAAGAGAUAUGUUGUCAUCUGCUGAUUUAGUUUUAAGUUAAUAAAAGACUUAUGCCCCAGGAGAUACAGAAACCUUAACUGGAACAGGAUUAACAGAUACAGUUUUUAUUGUUUUCAAAGGUCCAGUUACCUAAAAAGUAACUGCAACAAUUUCUGGAUCAUCAUUCACUUACACAAUUCCAAAUUUACCUUAGGGCUAAUAUAAAACUUAUGUUUUAACUAAGAAUGGUUAUGCAGAUAAGAUUUGGGUUACUGUAAUUGGAUUAAGCAUAACAUCCAUUGAUACUGCUGUUAUUGGUGGAUAAAUAUUGACAAUUAACGGAGUUGGAUUUAAUGCGGAUUAAUCUGCAAGUGUAAAAGUAGGAACAACAGACUGUACUGAACUAUAAGUAGUCUCAACUGUUUAAAUUAAAUGUAGACUGGCUAGACAAUCAGCCACAUCUGCAGCAGUAACACUCUCACAAUUACCUUCUGAAAAUAAUUCAGCAGUUCCUAUUACAGCAACAUUUACUUUGACUAUAAGCCCAUCUACUAGCUCUCCAUUAUUCACAGCAAUUACCGGUGCCUCCUAUGACUCUACCCAAAAGGCUUACUUAGCUACAGCAGGAAAUGUUGUUCUUGUAUUCGCUGGUAGUAGACUUACCGGCACUACACUUGUAGUCACAUUAGAACAUAUGGGUCAUAAGAUAGCUGGAACUUCUUCAGCUUUAUCUGAUACCUCAGUAACAGCUACCUUUUCAAAUUUAGCUGCAGGAGUUUAUUCAAUUAAUUUAUUAGUUGAUAAUAAAUAUGCAUACAUCAGUGAUGUUACUAAAUAAAAAUUAAUUGUUAGUGCUGCUGCACCAACUUCUACUAAUCCAUAAGUAUCCUAUGCUGGUGGUGCAACUGUUACAUUUACAGGAACCGGUUUCGAUACAGUAAAUGAAUAAAAUUCAGUCAAACUGUGCGGAUUUGAUUGCCCAAUUACAAGUGCAACAUACACAACACUUUCAUGCGAAACUCCAAAAUUAUUGACAUCAUCAGUUUUAAGUUAAUAUACUGCUUUAUCAGAACCUGCAAGAUAUAUUAAACCAUCAGAAGUCACAUUAUUAGCUGAUUCAACAACCUCAGUUUCUAAAUUCUUUGAUUUACUCUAAUCAACUUAUUAUACUUCUAGUGCUGCUUCAAAUUGUUAUGUCUAAGUUGACUUUGGAUCAAGUAGAAUUUUGAAAUUACAUUAAUUAAGAUACAUGCCAAGAAUAGACAAAUAAGCAAUUUUAUUGAAAGAUGCAGUGUUCUAAUAUACAACUGAUGGCACUAAUUGGUAGACUUUGUUAACUGUUGAUUAAACAGUGCAUACAGGUUGGAACAUUUACGUUCCUUAAACUGAUAUCUCAGGAAUCAAAGCAGUUAGAUUGUUUGAUUCAAGAGGAUCAACUGGAUCAUCAUGCUAAUUAGCUGAAAUUGAAUUGAAAGGUUGGAUAUUGUCAAAUAGUAAUAAUGCAUACUCAGUUCCAACUUCAUGUAAUGCAGAAAUCUCAGUAAAUGGUUAAUCUCUUGGUACAGUAUCAAAUGCUGUUAGUUACUCCUCAUCUAGUGUUCCUAUUGUUAAUGCUGUCAGUCCAGCUACAGGUAGAUUUACAGAAGAAGCAGUUAUUACAAUUACUGUAACCAUAGAUGGAGUCACAUGUGCAAUUUAGAGUGUUUCAACAACCUAAAUUGUCUGUAAAACUGGAGUCAAAGAUCUAGAAUAAACUCAAUUAAAUGGAGUAUUUUAAGUUAGAGUUAAUGGAAAUUUAGCAGUUAAUAACAAAUAAUUCAUUUAUGCAACCAAAUGGUCAGAUAUCAAUACUUGGGGUGGGUAUGAAUAUCCAGGUGAUGGAGAUUCAGUUAUUGUUAAUGCUGGAUAAACUUUGAUUGUUGAUGUUAAAACUCCUAAGAUGAUGCAAGUCUUAGUUGAAGGAACACUUACAUUCUCUGAUGAAGUAGAUACAUCUUUGGAUGCUCAUUUUAUUGUUAUUAGAGAAGGAAAAUUCAAUAUAGGAACAGAAUUAGUGGCUCAUUAACACAAUGUAUAGAUUACCCUAUAUGGAGUUGAAGAAGAUACUUAAAUGCCUGCUAUGGGUAACAAAGUUUUGGGAUGCCAUCAAUGUUAAUUAACUAUUCAUGGUAAAGAAAGAACUCCAACUUGGACAUUAUUAUCAAGUACAGCAUCAGUUGGAGCAACUCAAAUUACAGUAGAUGAUGCAGUAGACUGGUAAGUUGGAGAAUAAAUUGUUAUUACUUCCAGUGAAGUUGAACACAUGCAAAGUGAAAAAAGAUACAUUACAGCAGUUAGUGCUGAUAAAAAGACUUUAACUCUUGAUUAACCACUUACUUAUAAACAUUAUUCAGAUGUUGAAACAUUUGAAACAGAUUCAUUCCCUAUGAAGGUUGAAGUUGGUUUAUUGACUAGAAAUAUUGUUAUUCAAGGUGAAUAAUCAGAAUUGAAAUAUGGUUAUCAUUUGAUGAUUCAUGGAAGAGCUGAGAAAGGAUCAGUUGGUAAAAUAUCAUAUGCAGAAUUCAGAUAUGGUGGUUAACCAAGAAUUAUUGGUAGAUAUCCUGUCCAUUUCCACUUGAAUGGAGAAGUAGAUGAAUCAUAUGUUGUUGGUAAUGCUAUUCAUGAUUGUUAUGCUCGUUGUUUGACUAUUCAUGGUGUUCAUUAUUUGAAGGUUUAGAAGAAUGUAUGCUAUAAUACUUUUGGACAUGCCAUAUUUCUUUGA